This is a messenger RNA of Zychaea mexicana, 1581 nucleotides long. RefSeq names its product putative prenyltransferase. The transcript is spliced from 3 exons. Gene Ontology annotation, cellular component: mitochondrial inner membrane. The record is from RefSeq and is a predicted model, not a curated record. Gene Ontology annotation, molecular function: 4-hydroxybenzoate polyprenyltransferase activity. The coding region runs from base 253 to 1422 and encodes 389 amino acids. Gene Ontology annotation, biological process: ubiquinone biosynthetic process. NCBI's taxonomy places the organism in Eukaryota, Fungi, Mucoromycota, Mucoromycetes, Mucorales, Lichtheimiaceae.
UCUACAUGUACUUCCAAAAAGACAUCCUCCUACAACAGCGGCAUGUAACACGAGCGCUAAUACGCUUAAAUAUGUCAAUACUCCGGAUCAUUGUUCAACCCGGGGUUGAGCACAACCUCUUUUAAUACGGAUCACCUUCAGUCACGAACAACUGGCGACAACUUUUACAAAAAAAAGUUCUUGCUCUUGGUCAGCAACCCCCGUAACCCCACACGCCUUUUUCGUUUCCUUCCCUUGCUAAGCACAUUCGCGAUGCGUUUAUCAUUGGCUGUCCGUCUCACCAAGGCAGCAGUAUACCAGAAGCCCUUUUCUGUAGUGCGCAGUCCUGGAAUUGCUCUAACACCACUCAAGCAGACAACGGCGACAGCCUUUGCAAGUAAACCACUCGCCAACUAUAUCCAACGCCAAUGGAUUCAAUCGACGUCAACACAAUCGACUGCAGCAACCACUUCUACGGGCAUUGUCAAUGACGACGACGAAAACAAUCAAAAAUCAAAGCGCACGGUAUAUGGAAGUUGGAUCGAUCGUCUUCCCGAAAAAAUCGCACCUUACGCCUUUUUGGCACGUAUCGAUAAGCCUAUCGGUACCUGGUUGCUUUAUUGGCCUUGUGCUUGGGGCGUGACGAUGGCUACAUACAGUAAUAAUGUAUCGCCUUGGAGUGCCGCGUUUAUGUUAGGCGCUAUGGGAUUUGGUGCAGUAUGUAUGCGAGGUGCUGGAUGUACGAUCAAUGAUUUAUGGGAUCGCGACGUCGACGCCAAGGUCGCAAGAACCAAGGUUCGUCCAGUGGCUGCUGGUGCGGUCACUAUCCCGCAAGCCAUCGGCUUCACUGGCCUUCAAAUGCUCGGUGCUUUUGGUAUCUUCCUAACGCUGAACCAAUACACUCAAGUUAUUUGUGCAUCAUCACUUGUUCUCGUCGUCACCUACCCUUUGAUGAAACGUAUUACAUAUUGGCCGCAAUUUGUGCUGGGUAUGGCAUACAACUCAGGUGCUGUGGUGGGAUGGACUGCCAUGACCGGAUCGAUGGAUCCGCUCGUAUGCGCACCUUUGUACAUUGGUGGCAUCGCAUGGACGCUGACAUAUGACACUAUUUACGCCCACCAGGAUAAGCUGGACGAUAUCAAAGUGGGCGUGAAAUCCACCGCAUUGCGUUUUGGUGAAAACACGAACAAAUGGCUUGCAGGGUUCUCGUCAACAUUUGUUGGAUUGACAGCUUUGGCUGGAUAUAUGAAUGGCCAGGGCUUGCCUUUCUAUUUGAUUAGCGUGGGAGGUGCUGCAGCGCACUUGGCGUGGCAAUUGAAGACAGUUAAUUAUAAUGAUGUUAAGAGUUGCUGGGACAGGUUCCGUAGCAAUCAUCAAGUAGGAGCAAUGGUAUGGUCUGGUCUCCUGGCAGAUUACGCAUAUGCUGCAACAUUAGCUGCAUAAUCAACAUUAGUGCCACCAAUAUCCUCGUUACUCCAUCCAUCAAAACCCUAAUAUUUCACUUUUCCUAUUUGUCAAACUCCCUCUCGUUCCAUCCUUUGACAUAUUCACGAUCAUUCAUUCCAUAUAACAUUGACCCCCGCAUACUUUUUUCACACAAGA